AGACCUGAUAACGAAUAAAGCAGAAUAUUUAUUGAAUUUGAAAGAGUACGAGAAUAUUUUGAGUUUUAGUAUUUCAUCAAAUCACUAUAAUACCACUAUUUUUUUGAGUUAUCGAACUAACAAUCAACAGUUUGAAGUUAACCGGUAUAGAUGGUUCGUUUGAUAUCUGAUGCAAUCAAUCUGCUAGUUUGAAAAAUCUCAUAUGGUUUGGCGAUCUCAUAUGAUUCAUCGGUCAGCGAAACGGUUAAAGCAACAUUUGUCGGAAGUGCAGAAAAACUAAGUGUAUGUGGACCAUCGUCGACGAAGGAUUCUCCUCGCAGCUUGGCUUAUGUAACGACGCUCGAUGGGAAAGUUUCAGCUUUGGACAUAGGUAACAAUGGCGAGCUGCACUGGACAGUGGAUUUUGGCGAGGGGCCUAUGCUUUCAUCAAACAUUCAUUUACGUGAACUGAACAAUGAUGGUCAUUGGGUUAGAUUGAUACCAUCUUUGAAUGGAGGAUUAUACAAAUUUGAUGGCAACAAUUUGGAACCUGUGCCUAUAACAACUGAUCAGUUACUCCGAUCCUCUUUCCGUUAUUCAGAUGAUUUGAUUUUCUCUGGAGGCAAGGAAACUCGUUCUUAUGGCAUCUCGACAUUGACUGGUCAAAUACUUUACCAAUGUAACAUCAGUGGCUGUACCAAUAACACAGAAGGAGAUUCAUUGGCUAAUGAAAAAGUUUUGCUAGUUCAACGUUUCCAGCAAACAGUUCGAGCUAUCAAGCCACGAUCUGGCCUCGAAAAAUGGAAUUUCAGCGUCGGGCAGCAUGAGCUGAUGCUAAUGCCACAAGAAAACGAAGGUUGCAAUGAUAGGACUCGACAAAUCACUCGAGACAUUGAACUUCGCGUUGUUGUGCCCGAAGGCUUGGUAUGGGCGAUAAACAAGUCAAAUCCUCAAAUUAAAUUAUGGCAAUACAAGUUUGAUUCGCCAAUAGUUUCCAUAUGGCGAGAUGAUUUCAGAGAAGAAAACAGUGGUGCUUUAAAGGAAGUUGAUUUGUUCGACGGGAGCCAAUGGACAUGGGGUUCUGAGUUCUCGACAAGUCCAGCUAUUUACGUGGGAAUGCACGACACCCAACUUUACGUACAAGAAAAUACAGAUUUGACAAAAAUAGUCGAACACUCGCGUCGAAGAUCGAAUGAAUUUCUCAAAUUUCCUUGGCGACCUUAUCCCGCCGUAGAAACUGCUGUAGCGAUAACCGGUGACAAAACAUCUGAUAAUUAUAACGGAAAUGAAGAGUCGCAUGAAAUCGUUGAAGCUACAAGUAUUACCGCGCUUUCGGUGCUGUACAAUUCCAAAUAUAUCAACGGCAAUGGAUUUUAUCUAUACCCUAAAUUCGACAGUUCAAGUCAGUGCAACGGCACUAAUCCUAACGUAAUAGUCGGUGAUAACAUCAGUCAAUCAAAGAGUCUUAAUAAUGAAAAUAUUGAAGAGGAAGAAGAUGAAACUCCUGUCCAAGUAAUAAUCGUGUCUCUCUGGUAUUGGUGGAAGGAGGUUGUUAUAAUUUCGGUAACAACUGCUGUUCUUUUAAAUUGGAUGCUGACUCAACGUUUUCUGAACGAAAGAACACCAACGAAGGAGGCAGGAUUUCCACCAGUGAUAGUGGAAACUCACGUAGAAAUAAAAAAAGAACCAUCGGUCAAUUCUGAUGCUGUGGAUGGGUUGGAUUUCAAGUCACGAUAUCGCAGUGAUUUCGAGCACAUUGAUUGCCUCGGGAAAGGUGGCUACGGUGUUGUUUUCGAGGCAAAAAAUAAAAUAGACGACUGUAAUUAUGCCAUCAAAAGAAUAUGUUUACCAAACAGCAAAGAUUCUCGUGACAGAGUGAUGCGCGAGGUGAAGGCAUUGGCUAAAUUGGAACAUCAAAACAUAGUACGAUAUUUCAACGCGUGGCUGGAAUGCCCACCGGUCGGUUGGCAAGAAAAACAGGACGAAAUAUAUCUGGCCGACCAUAAAUUAUCGUCCUCCGAAUUUCCUUCCGAAUAUACGCAGAGUGUACCGAAGCCAAAUAGUUCGAUAUUUAUUGAAGUACCGCAAAGUGAAGCUUCUUCGGUGGAUAGCGCGUUCGAGGCCUUUGAGCUAAACACGAGAUACAGCAAAAGCGAUGAUUCGUUUAUCGUAUUCGAAGCUUCAAGCACGGAAGACGAAUCGGCGGUUACAGAAGAAAUAGGAAAUUUUAGCAACGACGAAACUUCAAGUGAAACGGAAAAUUCAAAAACUUCUGAAAAAUCGAAUCACCAAUCGACCCACGACGAUGAGACUGGAAAAUCUGAUUCGGUAGUAUUUCGUCACAGUGGCAGCAACAAACUGUCAGAAAAGGAGAGCCUUGAGAAACGCAAAGCUUCGUUCUCUUUGCAGUUGAACAAGAAAAACGCUGUAAGAAAGUCAGCAAAAAUGUUUUUGUACAUACAAAUGCAACUGUGCCAAAAAUUAAGUCUCAGAGAAUGGCUCAAGCGUCAACCACAGACUAGAAAUGUAUCGAGAAUCGUUAAUAUAUUUCAACAAAUCGUCGAUGCCGUUGAGUACGUCCACUUACAAGGUCUCAUUCAUCGUGACCUCAAACCGUCCAACAUAUUUUUUGCUUACGAUGAAAAAAUAAAAAUCGGCGAUUUUGGUCUCGUUACCGCUAUGACGGAAGGCUAUGACGAUGCUUUACGUACUCCUGAUGGUGAAAGAUCUGAAUCUACGAUAAAAUCACACAAAAAUGGACUCCAUACCGCCUGCGUCGGCACUCACUUGUACAUGUCUCCCGAGCAAAUGAACGGGCAGAUUUAUAAUUACAAGGUUGACAUUUAUUCUCUCGGUAUCAUACUAUUCGAAUUGCUCAUACCAUUCUUCACGGAAAUGGAAAGAAUAGACGCUCUGAUGAACUUGCGAAAAUCCAUUUUUCCACAAGAUUUCGCUGAGAAGCAUCCCGAAGAGUACAAACUGUUGAAGAUGAUGCUUGACGAAAAUCCGAUGAACCGGCCAACGACGCUUGGAAUAAAAGCUCGAAGGCCGUUAUCGAACGAAAAUGACAUUGAUAAUGGCACGGGCGAUGUAAACAAAUGGCAUUUUGAAUUACCACAGAUAAGCCGACAUUCCUCAGUGACAAAUAGUAGUGCAAGUGGUGAAUCAUGGGACAAAGUUGAGACGGUGCAUUAAAGACAAAACGAAAUGAUUGUUCUUUGGGAUCGAAAGGAUAAAGCGAUGUGAUAAUUUUUCAAUUUCUAUAUUCGUUCGAUUCGCGAGUAUUUAUGAUGUAAAACUGAUGAAUGUAGCUACGGUUUUUUCUGUUGAAUAUUUUCGCCUUCCUUCCCUAGAAGUACAAUGAAUUACUUCGUGGCGCGAUUUUUUUUCCAAACUUUUUCUUUUACGACAUUAUAGCGUUUUGGCGAGAUUGUGAAUAAUUAAAACAAUGCGAAUGAGAGGAGAGUGAAUAUGAUUGUUACUGAAGAUUAGACACUUAUUAUAGCUUGUAGUGUGUUUAUUAUACUGAACAAUAUAAUUAAUGAAAAUUUACCGUCUAAUGCCAUAUUAGAUAUUUUUUUACAAAUCGGUUCGAAAAUUGUAUUAUUUUAGAGCAGCAGCCGCUUGUGUCAAAAAUCAUGUUGAACCGUUCGUUUUAAUAUUCAUUUAUUUACAUAUCUCAACAUUUUAGACGUAGUUAUUAUUUUAUUGAGAUAGUUAUGUUGAUUAGAGAUAAUAAAAUGAGAAGAAUUUUACUACGAA
Messenger RNA from Venturia canescens, 3741 nucleotides. RefSeq names its product pancreatic eIF-2alpha kinase (gene PEK). The coding region runs from base 418 to 3174 and encodes 918 amino acids. The transcript has 12 exons. Gene Ontology annotation, cellular component: cytoplasm; nucleus. Gene Ontology annotation, biological process: protein phosphorylation. NCBI's taxonomy places the organism in Eukaryota, Metazoa, Arthropoda, Insecta, Hymenoptera, Ichneumonidae. Gene Ontology annotation, molecular function: protein binding; eukaryotic translation initiation factor 2alpha kinase activity; ATP binding. The record is from RefSeq and is a predicted model, not a curated record.